This is a messenger RNA of Phyllopteryx taeniolatus (common seadragon), 7114 nucleotides long. RefSeq names its product transmembrane protein 39A (gene tmem39a). Lineage: Eukaryota; Metazoa; Chordata; Actinopteri; Syngnathiformes; Syngnathidae. Gene Ontology annotation, biological process: negative regulation of autophagosome maturation; negative regulation of autophagosome assembly. The record is from RefSeq and is a predicted model, not a curated record. The transcript is spliced from 10 exons. Gene Ontology annotation, cellular component: endoplasmic reticulum membrane. The coding region runs from base 420 to 2024 and encodes 534 amino acids.
CGUCGUCCCGAGGAGGUGCGGGCUUGCCACGUCGGUCUCUGUGAAAUGCAUUUACACAGUCGCUCCUCGCAGCUUUGGGCUUAACUUUUUGAAAAAGACUCCUUUUUCAUUCCGACACCGAGUGACCGGGGACCGCACCAACUUGUCCGGAGCCACGGUAGCUCAUCGCCACGGUGCUGCGUUGGGUCUUAUUGGAGUAUUAUUAUUAUAUUAAAAAAAAAAAAAAAUAAAAAAAAAAGGAGUCGGUGGAAUGCUCGGUUCCGUCUGGACUCGUCCGGCUGGAAGCCACACAAGUGACUGAUGCAUCCUCGUUCACUUCAGCCUCCCGCAUGUUGUCGUUGGCCUCAGCGUAUAUGGUCGCUCAUUAAGGAGCAAGGGAGGUGUCCCAGCGUCCGGGGUUGCCACGGUAACCGGCGACCAUGCCAGGGGGUCGCAGGGGUCCCAGCAGACAGCAGUUGAGCCGCUCUGCCCUGCCCUCCCUGCAAACUCUUGUUGGAGGCAACCUGGGCAAUGGUACAGGCCUCAGGAACAGGCUUCUGUUCGGAGAUAUUUGGAGGAAAUGUGGUGCAGGGUCCAGGCAGGCAGGGAAAUGGAUCCAAAGCAAGAGUUCAAGGGAUGAUCAGGAGGCAGGCAUGAUGCAACCAGUGCACAGAGCUGGGAACAGUGGCUCCUUGGGUCUGUCUGCACCACCUAUCUCGGCCGUAAUAAGACCAGAGCCCGUCCGCCACUCAAAGAUUCCCGUACUGCCAUUGGACAGCAGCCUGCUGUUUGAGUUCCUGCUCUUUGUUUAUCUUCUGGUGGCCUUGUUCGUCCAGUACGUCAACAUCUACAGGACAGUUUGGUGGUACCCAUACAGCCAGCCACCCACCUCUACCUCACUCAGCUUCCAUCUAAUGGACUACCACCUGGCUAUCUUCAUCACAGUCAUGCUGGCCAGGAGGCUUGUUUGGACUACAGUUUCAGAGCUGUCUCUCAGCAGCAGGGAGUCGCUGGUCUGCUAUUUGGUUUUGCUCACAGCAAGAUUGUGUCUGCUCACCAUGUGUUGUUGGGUGCUCUGCUGGACGCUGGUCAACCUUUGCAAGAACCACUCUGUUCUCAACCUUCUCUUCUUGGGAUACCCGUUUGGCGUGUAUGUCCCGCUCUGCUGUUUCCACCAGGAAGGACCCAAGAGCCAAAUGUCAACGGGCGACUACGAUUACUCGGCCGACCACCAGCAAACGGACCUAACGGACGCCGCCUUUUUUCGACCCCGGGAUUUCCUCCUCUUGUUAAGAGAGAACCUCAGAGAACAGUUUUCCGCACCGCAGCACAUGCCCACGCACACCUGCCCGCCCCACACGCACACUCACACGCCUGAGCUGAUUCGAUCAGAGGUGGAGGAGCUGAAGAGCGAUUUUAAUCGACGGAUUAAGGAAGUGCUGUUCAACUCGCUGUUCAGUGCUUAUUAUGUUGCCUUCUUGCCUCUAUGUUUUGUGAGGAGCACCCAAUACUAUGACAUGCGCUGGUCAUGUGAGCAUCUGAUCAUGGUGUGGAUCAAUGCCUUUGUAAUGCUGAUGAGCCAGCUGCUGCCCCCAAACUACUGCGACCUGCUUCAUCGCUCGGCGUCCCACCUGGGCCGAUGGCAGAAGCUGGAGCACGGCUCAUACAGUAAUACACCUCAGCAUGUAUGGUCAGAACACACUGUUUGGCCUCAAGGUGUGUUAGUACGACACAGCCGCUGUCUGUAUAAAGCAGUUGGACCUUAUAAUGUUGCUAUGCCAUCGGAUGUUUCACACGCAAGAUUUUAUUUCCUCUUCCACAAGCCAUUGCGGAUCUUGAACCUGCUGAUCUGGAUUGAGACCAGUGUGGUUCUGUAUCAGUUAUACUCUUUGUUCCUCUCCGAGCGCUGGAACCACACUCUCUCUCUGGGCCUUAUUCUCCUCUGCAACUACUAUGUCCUUUUCAAGCUGCUCAGAGACCGCAUAGUGCUGGGCAAAGCCUACUCGUACCCUCUGUCCAGUAGUUUGGGCUUAAAGUCGCAGUAAAGACUGAAAGCUGGAGGUGGGAGACGUACGGUAGAGUUGAAAUUGGGAGACCAGAGGGGGUGUUUGGCGCUCACAAUUGGAGGAUAAAGGGACAGGACUCUGAACUCAUAAUCGUGUUUUGAUACGGUUAUAUUUUUAAUGCAAUGUUUAUAUAAACCUAUUUAAAAGAAUAUUUUAUUUUGUAUACUAUUUCGAGUUUCGCCGGGCAUUACCACGCUGAUGACAUUAGCAUGCUGCGUUGUGUUGUUGCUGGAAGAAGAGGAGGAGAAGUUUCGCCAAAGAUGUCAAAAGUGGCUACGUAGCCACAUAGCCUCACAGGUCAGUUAGCACGUAAACCUUCUGUCCCUGAUUGGUCUGAAAUUCUAACCCUCGAACCACAAACUUAAUUUCAAGACGAAGAUGCAGCCGUUUUCUCGGGAAAACCUACUGCCGACAAUUAAGACGAGCAAGUCGCUACCCGUCGCACAACAAAUCGUCAAAUAUUGAGCGGCGGACAGCGUAUUCAAACGGUACGGGCAGUUGCUUGGCAACCAGCAGAGACCCUUUCUAUGCCCCCCAAAAAUGGGCUGGCUUGUAACCAUAACAUGCAGAUUAAGGGAUGAUUUUAUUUUAAGUGUCUAAGAUGUUUAAGGAAAGUCCUGGCACUACUGACAGAAAGUUAGGGAUAUUAAGUAUUAAGAGGAAUUUCACGAUGAACCUAAAAUGAACUAUAACCUUUACAGGUGAACUUAAAUUGACCUUCUCUAAACUUUUGAAUGCAAAUGUCAGACCUUUCAUUGUAUCAGUAGCUAUUGCACAACUUGCUGUUUUCUAAAACAGACUGCACACCUAAUCUGGUGGAUUGAGAAUAAAUUGUGACUCCUGGUCUUCAGGAGUGGGGAAACGUUGAAUAAAAGCGGUCGCAAAGAAAUGUGACAGAUGAGAAAGGAGAAAGUGUAAAUAUUUGAGAGGCUGCUGGCAACCAUGGCUUCAUUCGUUGACUGCACUUCUGCAUUUUAGUGACAGAGACUCUCCACACUUUGCUUUUUAGCCACAGCUACACGAGUGGAUGUCCUAGGAAAUGAUCAUGGAGUAAACACGUUCUUCAGAGAACAGCAAGUUGUUUUGUUUGCAUUUAAGGUUAAUCCUGAAAUUUCCCCCAAUAUCCCAAACGUUUUGUGAGUAGUGUAUGUUAAGCUGCCUCAGUUAUGGCAUCCGUUCAAGAUGAUAUGUUUCUUGUCGGCUAGCUGCUCAGUACUUUAUUACUUCUACUCACUGUAUUGACAAAAACUGCUGCAUGCUUUUCCUCAUUUACUUUGCGCUUGUGUUGCGCAUUCAUUUGGGUUUUCGCAAUUGGCAUGUUCUUUUUUUGUCAUCAUAGGCUGUGACCCCGGGGUGUCUUCACCCUGACACGGAACCCUCACAGCUCCAGCCAUGAAUGCUUUAAAGGUACACGGUGCUAUUGCUUUUUCUUCCAACGUUUUGGCAUGAAGUCCUUGCUAUGAUCGAGCUCAGGCAUCGUUUUUAUUCUCCUUAAGUUCAUCCGCCUUCAUCUUUUGACUUGCUGUCCCAAUGGGGCCCAUGUGGGUUAGUAGAGCUUGAUUAAUGUGGCCAACGAGGAUGAAACCUCCCUUUUGCAUUUUGAAUGUCAUUUUCAAAGGGUGUUUAAUGGCACGGGUGCUGAAUGGCGAGUCGCCGUGUUGGAGUCAUCCACACCUGCCUUUCUCAGUACCAGUUCAUGUAUUCUCAGCAGGAGGGGUAACUGGGGUAAUGUGGGCCACUUUUUGAAAAUGACCUGUAUUUCUGAACCAAUUGCAGUGCCGCCUAAAUUGAGACCAGAAUAAGCUAAAGUUAGAUUGAAAUUUCACAAUUUUAUCAACAUAUACCAAAAAGACAUGACAUGACGUUUAACUGAAUUAGUUUUGUACUGAAACUGCAUUACACUGUUGACGAGAGAAAAACAUGAAAAUAUAUCAAACUACACUUUUACCAGGCAAAUAACGAAAGAACACCAAAAGAAAGUCUGCCACCAAUUCUUGAUCCUCCACCAAAGAAGGUUGGUGAUGAUGCAUUUCACAGCUUCUUCUAUCAAUGCAGGAGAGUUGGGCUCCAUUCUUUUGUAAUUUCCAGGCAUGGUAGCUGGUAUUUUAUCUACAGAAGAAAUAUUCGUUGUUGGUAAAGUGGUGUAUGCCAGUGAAUUUAGAUUAAUUUAUGAUCUAAUUUUUAUGGGGCUAAUACAGACCCGGUCCAUUUUCCCCCCAAUCUGGUGGCGCAUAUUACCCUUUUCAUUAUGUCCCAGAAUUUUUUAAAUGUUCCAGAAACUACUAAAUUUGUGCCGCCCUGUUCAGUAUUGUAGCCUGUAUAAUUAUGUAUCGGCCUUCUGGAUGUAUGUACUAUUUAUUGUAAAAAGUAGUCUUUUAUGAACUAGUAUCGAGACUCCUCUUUCUGUACUGUUAUAAAAGGCCGAGAUAGCCUGAGUGAAAAAAAGAUGACUUAAUAAGGUGCGUUUCUUGUACUAGGAGGAGGUCUGUUUUAAAUUUAGUGAUAUAAUCUUAAUUCUCUUUGCCUGCAAUUGAAUGCCAUUGACAUUCCAUGACGCAAACGUGUAUUCUUUGUUGUUGGUUUUUUUGACCGUUUUCGUGACGUUUUUUGGUCUUGUGUUGACAAAUGUUAUGCUAAAAAGGGUGAUAAAGAUGAUAUAUUUAAGUACAGCAAUUAUACAACCCCAAUUCCAAUGAAGUUGGGAUGUUGUGUUAAACAUAAAAACAGAAUACAAUGAUUUGCAAAUCAUGUUCAACCUAGAUUGAAUUGAAUACACUACAAAGACAAGAUAUUUAAUGUUCAAGCUGAUAAACGUUAUUAUUUUUAGCAAAUAAUCAUGAACUUGGCACUUUAUGGCUGCAACACGUUCCAAAAAAGCUGGGACAGGGUCAUGUUUACCACUGUGUUACCUCACCUUUUCUUUUAACAACAUUCAAUAAACGUUUGGGAACUGAGGACACUAAUUGUUGAAGCUUUGUAGGUGGAAUUCUUUCCUGUUCUUGCUUGAUGUACAGCUUCAGCUGUUCAACAGUCCGGGGUCUCUGUUGUCGUAUUUUACGCUUCAUAAUGCGCCGCACAUUUUCAAUGGGAGACAGGUCUGGACUGCAGGCAGGCCAGUCUAGUACCCGCACUCUUAUUACGAAGCCACGCUGUUGUAACACGUGCAGAAUGUGGUUUGGCAUUGUAUUGCCAAAAUAAGCAGGGGCGUCCAUGAAAGAGACGUUGCUUGGAUGGCAGCAUAUGUUUCUCCAAAACCUGUGUGUAACUUUCACCAUUAAUGGUGCCUUCACAGAUGUGUAAGUUACCCAUGCCAUUGGCACUAACACAGCCCCAUACCAUCACAGAUGCUGGCUUUUGAACUUUGCGUCCAUAACAGUCCGGAUGGUUCUUUUCCUCUUUGGCCCGGAGGGCACGAUGUCCACAAUUUUCCAAAACACUUUUCCACUUUGCAUCAGUCCAUCUUAGAUGAGCUCGGGCCCAGAGAAGCCGGCGGCGUUUCUGGGUGUUGUUGAUGAUAAAUGGCUUUUGCUUUGGAUAGUCGAGUUUCAAGUUGCACUUACGGCUGUAGCGCCGAACUGAAUUUGCUGACAUUGGUUUUCGAAAGUGUUCCUGAGCCCAUGUGGUGAUAUCAUUUACACAUUGAUGUCGGUUUUUGAUGCAGCGCCGCCUGAAGGAUCGACGGUCACGGGCAUUCACUGUUGGUUUUCGGCCUUGCCGCUUACAUGCGGUGAUUUCUCCAGAUUCUCUUAACCUUUUGAUGAUAUGAUGGACCGUAGAUGAUGAAAUCCCGAAAUUCCUUGCAAUUGUAUGUUGAGGAACAUUGUCCUUAAACUGUUGGACUAUUUUCUCACGCACUUGUUCACAAAGAGGUGAACCUCGGCCCAUCUUUGCUUGUGAAUGACUGAGCAAAUCAGGGAAGCAAUCAUGGCACCCACCUGUUCCCAAUGAGCCUGUUCACCUGUGGGAUGUUCCAAACAGGUGUUUGAUGAGCAUUCCUCAACUUUCGCAGUCUUUUUUUGCCACCUGUCCCAGCUUUUUUUGGCCAUAAAAUUCUAAGUUAAUGAUUAUUUGCUAAAAACAAUCAAGUUGAUCAGUUUGAACAUUACAUAUCUUGUCUUUGUAGUGUAUUCAAUUAAAUAUAGGUUGAACAUGAUUUGCAAAUCAUUGUAUUCUGCUUUUAUUUAGGUUUACCUCAACGUCCCAACUUCAUUAGAAUUGGGGUCGUAUUACCCAGUGUCCUAUAUUGCCCCAGUUAGCCCUACGCUUCUACAGGUCACUUUGCAUGUUGCCUUUUUUUUUUUUAAGUUGCGCUGUUUAUGCACCUUUCUGCCUUAAGUUGCGCCGUCUGACUUUUGCCUCCUUUUAACACACAUUCAAAUCCACAGACAAAGCAUUUAUUUGGUGGUUCAUUUAAAUGCGUUUGACAUGGCCUGAAUGAUCAUCAAACCGAUGGAAUCUGAUAUAUUCAGUCAGGGGUCAGGAUGAGUGAGGCUCGGGAGGAAGAGGAAUUUGCCUCUUUGUGCCUUGCAGUUUUGCGUUUGCUGUAUGUGUGCAGUUAGCGCAUGUCGACCUGAAUGUAGCGACCAGUGUCACUUGAAAGAAAUUCUCUUAUGACAACACCUGCCCUUAUCUAGUAAACCCUGAUAGGAAAACAGCUUCAGCUUUUGCCGUUUUAUUUUUUUUUCUUCCCACUUAAGUGCUUGCUCUAACAACACAUUCUGCCUGCCUUUGUUGGUUUGCUGAAAGCCCCUGACAAUAAAGUGGAGUUGAGGUUUUGAUAUUUGGAAAGCAUUUUUUAAAACCAAAAAAAAAACAAAAAAUGAGUCUCCUUUUCACUUCCAUUCCCUUGUUUCCUUUAGCAUGAAACAGACGGGGGGUGCGAGUAAAACAGAUGCCGGUGUCGAUGAAAUUUGAGUUUGUUUCGUUCUGUGUAACAUAUCCAGCAUCACAUCUCUGUUGCAGACGUUCAAGGAGCUGGUCCUCAUAUUUCGGCUUUUUACAGUAUUCAUUUCACCCUGAGGAUCUUUUUUUGGUCAUCUGAAAUAAAACAUGGUGUUAAAAUAAACACA